Symbiodinium necroappetens is the source of this 508-nucleotide messenger RNA. Lineage: Eukaryota; Dinophyceae; Suessiales; Symbiodiniaceae. The record is from the annotation of a GenBank genome assembly.
GACAUUGUACCUUGACUUCGUGGGCUGCGAAAAUCUGACGGACGUGGGUAUGAAGGCGCUAGCCGAGAGCCUGCCGGAGACCUUGGCAGAGCUGGAGCUACACUUUGUGGGAAGCUUUGAGCAACAAGCUGCAGUCUUUGCAGUCUUUGCGCGUGCUGCCUGGCUGAAAGUCACCUACGCCGGAACGCGCGUGAACCGGAACUUCGCGAGCCGAGCGGAGCUUCGGGCCUUCGCCGACCGAACCGACCGGGCCAACCACGCAACUGACUGGACUGGAUGGGCCGGCAAGCCUUACCUGACUGUCUUGCUUUGGCCUUUGGUCUCCUGGUACAUGAAGAAGUACUUCCAGCUUCGUCCACAUCUAUCGUGGUGGAACAUCCAUUGUUUCCUCGUUUGGCUGUUCUGUCUCCGUGACAUCGUCCUCAAUGACUAUGGGAGCGACUUCAACCCCUUGCGAAGAAUCGAUGUUGAUGUCAUCUUCCUCUUCUGCUCGAGCAUCUACUCCUGA